This is a messenger RNA of Cylindrotheca closterium, 3153 nucleotides long. NCBI's taxonomy places the organism in Eukaryota, Bacillariophyta, Bacillariophyceae, Bacillariales, Bacillariaceae. The record is from the annotation of a GenBank genome assembly.
AUGAAGCUGAUUGCAGUAGCCAUGAUAUAUUACCUCUCAGUCCUUUCACUGAGAGGACCACAGGGUGCGGCUCGGGCAUUCCAACACCGCAAUGUACCAUUUGCACGACGAGCAGCUUCCACGUCGCUAAACGCCAAGGGCAAAGGCGGCGGUGGCGGCGGCGGCAAGAAACCAAAGAACCCUUUUGCAUCCACCAUUUUCCUUCCUGACACUCAGUUUUCACAACGGGCAAACGCAAUCAAGAGAGAACCCGAGAUUCAGAAGUACUGGUCUGAGAUUGAUAUCUACAAAAAGCUUUCGGAAGCGGCACCAAAGGAAAGAUUCAUUCUUCAUGACGGUCCUCCGUAUGCCAACGGAAGUCUGCACUGUGGACAUGCAUUGAACAAGAUUUUGAAAGAUUUCAUCAAUCGCAAGCAAGUGUUGAAUGGAAGACAAGUUCAUUAUAUUCCGGGUUGGGAUUGUCACGGUUUACCAAUUGAAUUGAAGGUGUUGCAAACCAUGAAGAGCAAAGAACGUCAAGCAUUGACACCAAUUACUUUGAGAGAAAAGGCUGCAGAAUUCGCCAAGGCGACUGUCGAACAGCAAUCAGAGAGCUUCCAAAGAUACGGUGUGUUUGGAGACUUUGACAAGCCAUACAUGACGCUACAGCCAGAGUUUGAAGCCGCCCAAAUCAGAGUUUUUGGAGAAAUGUUCAAGAAGGGGUUCAUUUUCCGUGGAAGAAAGCCGGUUCACUGGUCGCCAUCUUCCCGAACCGCUUUGGCCGAAGCCGAACUUGAGUACCCCGAAGGCCAUAUUUCAAAGAGUAUCUACGUCGGAUUUCCAAUCGAUGCUCCAUCAGAUGCCAUUAAGGAAUUCCACUCCGAUGGUAGUCCAGUCAAGGUUGCAAUUUGGACCACGACACCAUGGACCAUGCCAGCCAACAUGGCCAUUGCUGUGAACCCAGAGCUUUCUUACUCCAUUGUGGAAAACGAAAAGUGUGGAAGGCUCAUUGUUGCCACUGAUUUGAUGGGCGCCCUUGCGGGCAAGCUUGGUUUGGAGGAAGAGACCCCAUUCAAUGUUCUCUGCACUGUCACUGGUGCUGACCUUGUUGGGACCACAUACUCGCAUCCUUUGUACGACAGAAUAUCACCCGUUUUGGCCGGAGGAGACUACAUUACUACAGAAUCUGGAACAGGACUUGUCCACACUGCCCCAGGCCAUGGUCAAGAGGAUUACCAAACAGGACUCAAGAAUGGUCUCGAGCUUUUGAGUCCAGUAGACGAUGUUGGAAAGUUCACAAUCGAAGCAGGAGAAAAGUUUGUAGGUAUGAGCGUUCUUGGAGACGGAAACCAGGCUAUUAUUGAUGCUCUGACAGAGGCUGGAGCAUUGCUCAAGGUUGAGGACUACGGGCACAAGUACCCAUAUGAUUGGAGAACCAAGAAGCCAACUAUUUUCAGAGCUACUGACCAAUGGUUUGCUAGUGUUGAAGGAUUCAGAGAAGAUGCCUUGAAGGCUGUUGAUCAAGUUCAAUGGGUCCCAGAAGUCGGAAAGAACCGAAUCAACUCUUUUGUGGUUGGUCGUGGAGAUUGGUGCAUCUCGCGUCAACGUGCCUGGGGUGUCCCCAUCCCAGUUUUUUAUGACAGAGAAACUGGCAACGAAGUUCUAUUGGAUGACAGUACUUUGGAUCAUAUUGAAAAGAUCUUUGCGGAGCAAGGAAGUGAUGCUUGGUGGAAGCUAGACGAGAAGGAUCUUCUCCCUGAUAAGUACAAGGACGAAGCCGACAAAUGGAAGAAGGGUACUGAUACCAUGGACGUUUGGUUUGAUUCCGGAUCCAGUUGGGCUGGUGUUGCCAGCGCCCGCGAGGAACUUGGUUAUCCCGCCGAUCUUUACUUGGAAGGUUCCGAUCAACAUAGAGGGUGGUUCCAAAGUAGUUUGUUGACCAGUACCGCAGUCAAUGGCCAUGCUCCCUACAAGACUGUUCUCACUCACGGAUUCGUCUUGGAUGAGAAAGGUUUCAAAAUGUCCAAGUCCUUGGGUAACGUGAUUGACCCCGUGCAAAUUAUUGAGGGUGGAAACAACAAGAAGUUGGAACCAGCCUACGGAGCCGAUGUUCUUCGAUUGUGGGUUGCUUCUGUCGAUUAUUCUGGUGAUGUCAACAUUGGUCCCAACAUUAUCAAGCAAACCUUUGAAAGUUACCGCAAGCUUCGUAACACUGCCCGCUACUUGGUUGGAAACCUUGCCGAUUUUGUCCCCGAAGGACAACCCAACAGCAACGCCAUCCCGUACGAAGACUUGCCAUCUUUGGACAAGUGGAUGUUGGGUCGUCUCUCUGCCGUCAUGAAGGAGGUUGACGAAGCCAUGGACCAAUACCAAUUUCAACGGGCCGUUCAAGAACUUGUGCGCUUUGCCUCGGCCGACAUGUCCAACUUUUACUUGGAUGUGGCCAAGGAUCGUUUGUACAUUUCUGCCAUUGAUGAUGCCCGACGAAGAAGUUGCCAAACCGUCAUUCAUGCCUUGUUGGAAGGAUUCACCAAGGCAUUGGCUCCCAUUUUGCCGCACAUGGCCGAAGAUAUUUGGCAAAAUCUGCCUUACACCAAGCCUACGGAAAGUGUCUUUGAAGGUGGUUGGCCCGAGGCUUUGACCAAGUUCGAAGACUUUGAUACUGACCAAUGGGACUUUGUUCGUUCGCUCCGUGAUGACGUGAACAAGGUCUUGGAAAGUGCCCGUACUGACAAGUUGGUCGGUGCCUCCUUGGAUGCCGCAGCCUAUGUUUAUAUUCCUGAUGAAGACAAACGCAAGAUGCUUCAAGCCUUGGUCGGUGACGAACACUUGGUAGUCCCUGCCGUCAAGACCAACGGUGUGGACGAACUUCGCACCGUCCUCAUGAUGUCCCAAGUACACCUUGUGGACUCUCCUGAAGCAAUUUCCGAGGCCUGUGAUGAAAAGUACAUGUCGGUUGGUGAGACCACCAGCGGUUGCGUGAUUGGAGUCACCAAGGCUGCGGGCGUCAAGUGCGAGCGAUGCUGGUUCUACGACACCACCUUGGGCGAGGACGAUAGCUUGGCCCAUUCCGAUGUCUGCCAACGUUGCAACCACGCCAUUGAAGCCUGGGAAGAAGCCACUGGAGAAACCUUUUCCAAACCAGUUGUGGAAGAGGAGCAACCAGUAGCCUAA